Messenger RNA from Arthroderma uncinatum, 6789 nucleotides. RefSeq lists its product as uncharacterized. The record is from RefSeq and is a predicted model, not a curated record. The transcript has 6 exons. The coding region runs from base 1 to 6789 and encodes 2262 amino acids. Lineage: Eukaryota; Fungi; Ascomycota; Eurotiomycetes; Onygenales; Arthrodermataceae.
AUGGCCUGCGCGGCCGUGGAGAUGCCCGGCACCUGGAACCAGAUAGGCCGUGCGGCCGGUAUUGCUUUGGAUGAAAGGCAGAGAGCCUCAGGUGGAGAACAACGAACCCGUUUCGCCUCCUGCGCUGUGAAACGGACUACCCGGCCACCGUUGACGGAGGGCAAUAUGACACGGUUUACCUGGCCGAAAGUGGAGGCAUCUUCCUUAGCUCGUAAUCGUAAACAUACGGGAACGUCUAGUUGCAUAGAAGAGCUCAGAGCCAUAAUCGAAGCAGCCUUCUCGACGCCGGAGCUCAACCCUCCCCCGGCCUACGACGAUGCCAUCCUUGAUCUACCGCCUGAAUACACCACAGCCGAGUAUGCUCGCGCAAAGGUGGAUACAACGGCCGGCCCUGCACCAGCCAGGCAACGGUCCACGAAGAAAACAGCCUCAUUACUCGAAGACCCAUUUGUAAAGAUAUCACUUGACCUAAAAGACGAUUCCAGAUUCAGAUCCCAUGCAAAGAAGAAGAAAGCAGCUCCGAAAAAGGCAGCUCCCACACCAGCAGCAGACCCCUGGGCAGAAGAUACUAAGAAAGGCGACGGAGCUGCCCAAGAGGAUAAUGCAGGGGGAGGCGAUGGGGGAGAUGCUGCUGGCGGCGCCGGUGGGGGCGGUGAUGACCCUGGUGGAAACGGAGAUAAAGGCGGAGGCGAUGAUGAGUGGGAUCAGCCUGCCGCAAAGAAGAAGGAUAAGAAAAAGAAGAAGGGCAAGAAAGAUGAAGAGGAAGAGGAAGAGAAGAAGAAACAGGAAGAAGAGGCAGAAAAGAAGAGACUGGAGGAAGAAGAGGAGAAGAAGCGAAUAGAGGAAGAGGAAGAGAAGAAACGUCUAGAGGAAGAAGAGAAAAAGGCCAAAACCGACGAUUUUGGAAUCAAGGCUGGUGGCGAUAUCUCUUGGGCGGAUGAUGCAAAUGGGGAUAACAGUUGGGGCGAUUUUGGGGCCACUACCACGCCGGCAGCGGGUUCAAAGAAGAAGAAGGGUAAAAAGGGCAAGGCUGUCACCGAGCUUCCACCUGCCGAUCCACCACCCAGCUCAUUCCAGGACGUCAGUUUAGAUGACGGCGGUGCGGCGCCGCAGAUUGAUUUAUCUUUUGCAGGAGACGACACGAAGGGGUCCGGGACCGGGUUUAGUUUUGGCGGCUGGGGAAAAGACUGGAAUACUGGCGGUAAACUUGAUAUUGGAGCCGGUGGCGAAGGCAAAGACGACACAGGUUCAACAAAUCCAUGGGGUGGUGAUAGUAAGAAGGGUAAGAAAAAGACAACCGCAUCCGAUGGGUUCGACUUUGAUUUCGAGUCAACUGGUAUAGACGACAAAGCUGCCGAGCCUAUCGAUGCCUUUGCCGCUGAGAAAGAAUCCGCAGACGCCUGGGGGGUACCGGCUGCUACAACGACUGGGAAGGGUAAAAAGAAGAAGAAAGGGGCAGCUGGAUUGGCUUCUUCGACUCCAGCAGAACCCGAAGAGAAAGCACCGGAACCCGAUGAUUGGAACGACUUCUCCACAUCUACGUCGAAGAAGAGUAAGAAGAAAACUACAAGCGCCUGGGGUGAUCUCGAUGAGCCAGCAAACGACGGUCUGGCAGACGGCGAUGACUUUUUCGCCGACCUAGGCAAAAACGACAAGGCCGCUGCUCCUGACCCUCCUGCUGACCCUGUGGUCGAGGAAAAACCCCCGGAGGACGACCCCUGGGCUGCCCCAGCUGCUCCUGCAGGGAAGAAAGAAAAGAAAAAGAAAAAGAAGAAAGGAGCAGCGGAUCCUGAACCAGAGCCUGAGCCAGUAAAGGAAGAAGAACCGGUCAAGGAAGAGCUGCCACCACCGCCUCCACCGGCUCCGGUAGAGGAUGAAUGGGACACCUUUGGCGGCGCUACCACGACCUCAUCUAAGAAGGAUAAGAAAAAGAAGAAAGGAGUACUGUCGGACCCGGUCGUAGAGCCAGAACCCGAACUGCCAAAGGAAGAAAAGCCUGUCGAGGAAGUGGUAGAAGAAACCUGGGGAAGUGUCCCGGCUCCAACGAAAAAGAGCGGAAAGAAGAAAAAGGGCGCUGCAGCAGCAGAACCUGUCAUUGCAGAGGUUGAACCUGAACCCGAACCAAUCAUAGAAGAACCUCCUGCGGAAGAAAAACCUGCGGAAGAUUGGGGAUCGUUCAGUGCUCCCGCUCCGACCAAGAAGGAUAAAAAGAAAAAGAAAGGCGGUGCGGUAGCAGAGCCGGUUAUUCCUGACCCUGAGCCUGAGCCUGUCGUGGAACCCGAACCUAUCGUUGAGCCACCCCCUGUGGAAGAAAAGCCGACCGAGUCGACUGGAUGGGGAUUCGGUGUUCCUGCUACUUCUUCCAAGAAGAAGAAGAAGAAAGGUGCCGCUGCUGAACCUCCACCUCCGCCUCCGCCGCCUCCGGAACCUGAACCCGAGCCUGAGCCUGAGCCCGUAGUCGAUGCGGCCAAGGAAGAAGAGCCGGCAGAUGAUUUCUGGGGAUUCUCUAGCUCAAAGAAAGACAAGAAGAAGAAAAAGAAAGAUGAGCCCGAGCCCGCCCCUGUCGAGGCCGAGCAGCCUUCGGAUAUUUUUGGAGAUGAGGGCUCCUGGGGUAAUGAUCUAGGUAAAAAGGACAAGAAGUCAAAGACUGCAGGCACCGACCUGUUUGAUGACCCGCCCAAAGCCGACGAUACAUGGGGUGGUCUUACUUCGAGUUCGAAAAAGGACAAGAAGAAAAAGGGUAAAACUGCGGCAGAGCCUGCAGCAUCGAAAGCCUUUGACUUCGGCGACGACCCUCCCCCAGAGCCCGCAGGCGCGGUCGAGGAAGCUGACGACUGGUUCGGUCUACCCAGCAAGAAGAAAUCUAGCAAAAAGGACGACCCCCUUGAAAUUCCUGAAUUCGUCGACGAUUUCGCCGAGGACGUAGGGAAGAAGAAGGAGGAGGAGGAGAAGCCUGUGAAAGAAACCAAGUCGUCAAAGAAGAGCAAAAAGAAAGGUGGCGCAUCGGUCGAUCCAGCACCUCUGGAUCCAGUAGUUGAAGACCUGCCCAAAGUUGACUUCUUCGAGGAAACGAAGGACGAGCCUGAUCUGCUGGCUCCCCCUCCUGUUGACGCUUUUGAUAGUUGGGGUACCGGGGCAACCACAACUAAAAAGAAGGAUAAGAAAAAGAAGGGCGCUGCAGCUCUCCCUGACCCGGAACCAGAGCCCGCACCAAUCGUUGAGAAAGCCGAGACUACUGACGUGGGUAGCGGAUGGGGUUGGGGUGGUACGACAACCAAGGCAAAGAAAGGGAAAAAGGGAAGUGUCAUCGAGGAGGAUACGACAAGUAAGGCGCCAGAGAAAGAUCCAUUCGCUCUUGACAACGACUUCCUUGACCAACCAGCGGCCGACACAAAGAAAAAGAAGAAGAAGGGUGCAGCUGCUCAAAAGUCAAUUAUAGAAGAGCCAGAGGUACUACCGGAGCCCGAACCAGAACCAGAACCUGAACCUCAACCCGAACCCGAACCUGAACCAGAGCCAGAACCAGAGCCAGUUCAAUCAUCCUCAUGGAGCCUCUGGGGUUCUUCCAAGACUACAAAGGAUAAGAAACCCAAGACAAGUAAAGCUGCUCCAGCUGUCGUCCCCGAAGCCACGGAAGAGCCUGAGAAAGCAACCUCGAAAGGGAAGAAGGGUAAAAAGGCCACCGAAGAUAUUAUAGAUGUCCUCCCUCAGGACGACGGUGCUGCGAACGUCGGCUCCGGCGAACUGGUCCCCAUCCCCAAGGCGCAGGACGAAAGUACCUGGGACAUCUGGGGAACGAUCACCAACAACAAGAAGAAGGGGAAGAAGGGCGCCAGCGAACUGCCGCCGCCAGCGCCUACACCCCCGGAAUUCCCGCCCGAACAUGGUGGUGAUGACAUCGUCGACACGUGGGACGAUAUUACUGCUCCCUGGCCCAGCGCGAUAAAGAAGAGUUCCCUUUCGCGAACGACUACGUCAACGUCGAAAGCAUCGCACCUCGAGGAGAGCAAACUAAGUAAGACGAAGGGCAAGGGACUGGAGGUCGUCGAUGUAUCUGGCGAUCCCAACCUUGAUACUCCGACAGAGGACGUGUCGGCUUCAAAGGCUGCCAAAGGAGGAUACUGGGGCUUUGGGCUCGCUUCGGGUGGGAAGACCAGCAGCGGCAGCAAGGCCAAGGGAGUAGACACCGGUGCAGACGACCUGCUAGACCUGGUCGACGAGGAGCCCAAACCCGCUAGUAAGUCGACUAGUAAAGCCGAUAAGAAGGCCUCCAAGAAGGACUCCAAGAAGGAUGCUGCCAAAAAGGAGGCCAAAAAGGAGUCGCCCGCCGACAAGCUGGAUGUAGACGAAGGUUGGGGCGAGCUGGAAGCGGCUAGCGCUGCGCCUGUGGCUGACAAAGCGACCAAGCGAGCGACAUCGACGACGACGACGGCGACGACUUCAGCGACCAAGACUGCGGGCAAGUCGUCUGUCGCAGAACGCAUCAAGCAGCUGGAGCAGAGCCGAAAGCUCGAGAAGGAGGCCGCGAAGACCAAGGAGACACCCAAGCCCAAGGAGAAGCCCAAGCCCGAGCCCGCCGCGCCUGUCGAGCCCGCUCCGGAGCCUGAAGUAGAGCCGCCAGAGGACUCGUCCACCAGGACCGUCAAGCCGUCGAAGAAGGAGUCGGCGGCUUCCAAGGCCAAGGCGACCGCUGGAGCCAAGUCGAAAUCAAAAUCCAAGGCAAAGACCAGCGACGUUGUUGACGUCGUCGACUUCGUUGAAGCUCCAGCACCCAAGGAGCCAACUCCACGUGAUUCAGUACCAGGGAGUUUCCCAGGCGCCUUUGACGACCUCGUUGACAUUGACGAACCGGAGCCUGAGCCUCCUGCGCCGGUGAAGGCGAAGGUGCUGGAGGAGGACCUCCUGUCCGAGUCAGAAGGUGACGCCAGAGGCCUGCUGUCGGAGCCUGAGCCUGCUCCUGAACCUGAGCCUGAGGCUGCCACAUCUACUCGCCCGGGAACAGCAAAGCCGGACGGUGAUGUAGCCGAUACCAUGUCAGGCUCCCCGCCAAAGAAGCCAGCCAAGAAGGAACGCGCCAGGAUUGAUCGUACCUCCGGAGCUGCCUCCUGGGCUCUCUGGGGGGCCGCUGGAGCAUCAGGACCGGCCCCGAAGAAGUCAGCUAAAAAGGAGUCCAAGCCCAAGGAUCCGGGAGAGCCGCCUGUGAUGAAGAAGGAGAAGGAGAAGGAAAAGGAAAAGCCCUCCGGCCUGGGCAGGUCCAAAUCUUCAGCUACUAAAAGGGAGAAAGUCUCUAGCCUGGGUGCGGAGAUGGAAAAGUCUUCCAGCUCAGACAAGGACAAGCGUCCUUCUCGACCGUCCAGACACAGCCGCGGUAUGAGUUUUCCCUUUAUGCUUUCAGGGCCACCGCCCACUAGGUCAAAGAGCACCAAACGCGCUUCGGCGUCGAAGCCUACUUCCAGACGACACUCUAUGGAUAUUGACGACUCCGGCCUUUUAACGCCUCGUGAUAGCCCGGAAAUCCCUGACAAGGCUGCUAGAAUGAUGGGUAUGGAAGCUAAGCGCACAAAGCAUAGUUCUAGCCAUAAGAAGCGAUCAGGCCCACGCGAUCCAUAUGCACUUGACGACGACAUUGAUAUGUUGAGUCCAGAUGACGGAUUGGUUUCGCCCCCUGGUCGAUCCUCAAGAGACCCAGAGCACAAGCGGAAGUCAAGGAGAGAGUCCAAAAAACAUAGCAGUGAUCCCGCGUUGGGUUCGCCAGCCCCCGAAAUAAUCUCGGGUAGGGACGAUAUUGGUAUAAUGAAUACUUCUCCAAAGGAGCCUACACCAUUGCGUCGUUCCAACACGUCUCCCAAACGGCCCGAUGGCCUGUUCGGCUUCUUAUCACUUCGAAAGCCUGCACCCCGAGCCCCAGAGGUUCGUGAGCGUCCCAAGUCCCGCUCCCGCCAUGAGCCCUCAAGGAGAGAUACGGAAAGGGAAAAAGAUGGUCCUAAACACCGAAGGAGGUCUGUAAGACCUGACACGGAUGGCGAGGGUUUUACUACUGAUGCUAUGAGAACCGGUAACAACAGCCCAACCGAGGAAGCCGAGAUUCGGAGGGCAAAGCGCAAGGCCGAAAGGGCGAAGCUACGCGAGGAAAGGGAUGAGAAGGCCCGUGAGACAGAUCGUGAAGGCCGUCGACACAAACGACACGCGAGAGAGAUGGAGGAUGCCCCCCAUGAAUCGAAGCGUGAAAAGAAACCGGACCGCCGGUCACGUUCAGAGAGACCACCAAAGGACCCUCUUUCGCCUACGGAGGGUCGUCGCCAUCGAUCUCACCGUACUGAUGAUGAAGGCGGAAAGACAAGGCGCCGUAGAUCAUCCCCGGACAACCAUAAACCUCGACGUGAGAAAUCAUCCCGUCAUGAACACGCUGUUCCAUACCCAGUCAUGGUAAAUGGGGGCAAGGACAAAACCUCGUCAUGGGUCAAAUCUCAAAUGUCAGAUCCCCCCGAAGCGCCUCCCGUUGUCGCGACGGUUCUAGACAUGCCUAAUCCGGCCCGCGGACCCCAGAAUGUUUCUUUGUCAUCCGACGAAGAGGCACGAAGGGCAAUCCACCGUCGCUCGCGAAGGAAAUCUCGCCCUAUCGAUGGACUUGAUACUGAUACCGAGAAACGGCCCAGAAGGCGCGAAUCUCGCCGAGAGGGCCGUGAACCGGUCCGAAGCAAUGAAAGCAGUGGCGAUAUGGACAAUCGCUACGGCGGUAUGAAUCCAAAGAGAACGAGCUGGUUCAAGAAACUUACCGGCGGCUUCUGA